Molecule: messenger RNA, 1047 nt
Organism: Parastagonospora nodorum SN15
Lineage: Eukaryota; Fungi; Ascomycota; Dothideomycetes; Pleosporales; Phaeosphaeriaceae
Exons: 2
Coding region: 1-1047 (348 amino acids)
Source: RefSeq, a predicted model, not a curated record
AUGGCUCAGAAUUUUUCCGCUAUGCUCCCGCUCCAACCUUUGUGGUAUCCGUGCAGGGACAUGACUUGUUGCUGCAAUAUAGAUAAGUGUAUGCAUUGCAAGGAAAUAAUGAUGGCUUUACGCAAGAAUCCACAGAGAUGUUGCCAGGAAAUAAUGAUGCCACCAGUAGCUUCGACUAAAUUCUUACCCAUCACCAUCGAGAUCAAAGAAGCUACGGUCGUCAAGAAAAAGCGUCAGCUUCCACCUCAGCGCCGAACAAAGCGCUAUGUUGCGGACGCACAGCGACAUAAACGAAGGACCUCUCUCGCACAAUUACCUCGGCCGACGAACGACAAACCCUUCCCAUUCUUCAAGUUGCCGCGUGAGCUCAGAGAUCAAGUCUAUGCAUCACUUGUAACUCGGACGGAUUGCAGACGCUCCGUAAUCUCAGCUGUAUCUCUCCUUAGCGACAAGAAAGCCAAACGUGCUGCUCAGGCCAAACGUGAGCGGUUGAAUCGGAGGCGCAUUCUAGAUGGAAAGUCGCCGGCCCGCACGCGAGACUCUGAAUCAGAACCGAUUGUCUAUCUGAAGCUGCUGCAAUCCUCUCGAAGGUUGUACGAUGAAGCACAAGACUACCUCUACAGCAACAACUGGUUCGCCCUUACACUCGACAAACUUCCUUCCACGACGUUCGAGACGCCGUACGGAUGGAACCUCUCCAGCAUCACAAGACUGCAGAUCGAGAUCCAGCUCAAAGAUGCAGCACAUAUGAACAGUUAUGUUGACUGGACCGCAUUCUUCUCAUCCUUUACUUCUUUGCGGUUUCUACACGUCGCGCCCACCUUCCACCCGCGAUACUACGAUUGGGCUUAUCCGGAACUGAGCAACUGGACGGCCGCGCACUACGUCCACAGGGCUUUCUUCCGCGAACUGCUGGCAGCGAUACCGAGCCAUGUCAACAUCAAUUUUGGAGACAUCACCGAUGGGAACACAGAUUUACAGUUGCAGGGACAGGCUAUUUGCCAGACGGUUGUCGCGAGCAUGUACGCAGAGCUUGGCAGACGGUAA